AUCACUCUCCCUCUCUCCCACCCCUUUCCCACCCUCUCUCCCACCUCCCCUCCCUCACUCACUCUCACACCAGGCCGCCUAACACGUAGAAAUGGCUAGCGAAGGGCCAAACCCCUUUUCUCACAUCCUGUCUGAAAUAAAGAUUGGAGAUGACAGCUUCAAGUACUACAAUCUUCUUGGUCUUGAGGAUUCUCGCUAUGAACGGCUACCUUUCAGCAUCAGGGUCUUGUUGGAAUCUGCUGUUCGAAACUGUGAUAACUUCCAGGUGAAAAAAGAGGAUGUUGACAAUAUUUUGGAUUGGGAAAAUAAACAGAAUGAUGCCAAAGGAGUUGAGGUACCUUUUCGGCCAGCCCGUGUUAUUCUUCAGGAUUUUACUGGAGUACCUGCAGUCGUGGAUUUUGCAGCAAUGCGGGAUGCUGUUAAAGAAUUGGGUGGAGACCCGAAGCACAUUAACCCUAUUUGCCCAGCUGACUUGGUUAUUGAUCAUUCCGUCCAAGUUGAGUUCUCCAAAACACGUGGAGGGGACGACCCUGGAGGAGGGGGCACUUUAACUGGUCAGUCCUGUGGUCGUUGUGUGAACUAUGGCCACCCGGGCUGUGUUCCAGCAGCAUAUUCAAGGAGAGGGACCCAUGGUCGUUCAUAUUCCAGAUUGCACCAUUCACGUGGGCGAGGGUCACAAGUGCCAAGGUCACGCCCAUCUUCCCCAGUGGUGCAAUCCCGACCCUCUAGUCCCGCUAUAUAUCCUUCUCUAACUUCAAAUUUUCCACAACAAUCUGUGCAGCAAGUGUACCUUAUGCCAACCACUGCGUCUGUGUCAGGAACUGUGAUGGUAGGUGUGCAGCAGCCAUGGCAAUAUCAGCCUCCUGUCUCCACGACAACUCACCAACUCCCCACUUUGAUGACUCAUAUGGCUUUAGGUGAACCAAUAUCAAAUACGCUAAGCUAUCAGCAACAUGCUAUUCCAUGUACAAGUGUAGUUCCUGGUUAUAACCCUCCUGUAUACCCUUCCCCACAUCCAGCCCAAAUGAAUAGAACACAGUGGCCAGUAAGCUAUUACACGGGCUCUCCGUAUAUACAUCAGGGCAACAGACCCAGUAGCCGGCCUACCACUCCAGACCAGUGCCAACUUUCAAACGUGGAGAGUCGUCCAAGCGUUGAUAUCGAAGACAUUUCACUUAGACCUCGUGGAUUAGGCACUUUAAGACAACGGCCUUUCACUAUGAGGAAGAAAGACGACGACGAUUUUGCUGCUAGCAUGUCCGAUACUUCUAGUUGCAAGAGCGACGCUUCAGUGACCCCGUCGUUAAGAUUAUCAAUGUCAUCGUUACCUUCGCCUCUUGAUGUUCCCGGGAUACCCAUACAGGAUGAAGUGUGUCCCUUCCACGAGCGCCAGUCUGAAUGGUCGAGUGCAUUACAAAAAAACCAAGAGAUAGAAUUUGAGCGAAACUAUGAACGCUUUGUAUUCCUCAAGUGGGGAUCACAGGCUCUGAAGAAUUUGCUGAUUGUUCCUCCUGGCUCUGGCAUAGUGCAUCAGGUUAAUCUGGAAUAUCUGGCACGUGUUGUGUUUGACCAGGAUAAACUACUCUUCCCCGAUUCCCUGGUGGGCACCGACUCUCAUACUACAAUGAUCAAUGGCCUGGGGGUUGUUGGCUGGGGAGUUGGAGGUAUUGAAGCCGAGGCAGUUAUGCUUGGGCAAGCAGUGUCCAUGGUGCUACCCAAGGUUGUGGGUUACUGUAUCACCGGUACACUCUCUCCGCUUGCUACCUCAACAGAUGUGGUUCUUACCAUUACCAAGCACUUGCGCCAAGUUGGCGUGGUUGGGAAGUUCGUCGAGUUCUAUGGUCCAGGAGUGGAGCAGUUGUCCCUGGCAGACCGUGCCACAAUUUCCAACAUGUGUCCAGAAUACGGUGCCACUGUUGGUUUCUUCCCAGUUGAUGACACUACUAUCCACUACCUUAGACAGAGUAAUCGUGAAGAAAGCAAGAUUGCACAGAUUGAAACUUAUCUUAAGGCUGUGAAAAUGUACAGGAACUUUAUGGACACUUCUCAGGAUCCAGUUUUCAGUGAGAUGGCAUGCUUAGAUUUGGCAGAUGUAGUUCCUUCUCUCUCUGGCCCUAAACGACCUCAUGACAGGGUGUCCGUUAGUACUAUGAAGGAUGACUUCCGCCAGUGUCUUGGAAAUAAGGUUGGGUUCAAGGGGUUUGGCCUACCAGCUGACAAACAUGACAAGACCAUUCCGUUUGUGUACGAGGGUCAAGAAUACACCCUGAGACAUGGGUCGGUGGUGAUUGCCGCCAUCACGUCUUGUACGAACACCAGCAACCCCUCCGUAAUGCUAGGUGCUGGUCUGUUAGCCAAAAAUGCCGUUGAAGCUGGGUUGAGAGUUGCCCCGUACAUCAAGACAUCGUUAUCGCCCGGGUCAGGAGUGGUGACACACUACUUGCAACAUUCAGGCGUCACACCUUACCUGGCACAACUAGGGUUUGAUAUUGUUGGGUACGGCUGUAUGACAUGCAUUGGAAACUCAGGUCCUCUUCCAGAAGCAAUUGUGGAAGCUAUUGAAAAGAAUGAUCUUGUUUGUUGUGGAGUCCUCUCAGGAAAUCGUAAUUUUGAAGGUCGAAUUCACCCCAACACCCGGGCCAAUUAUCUGGCAUCUCCACUCCUGGUCAUUGCAUAUGCCCUCGCUGGAAGAGUCGAUAUUGACUUUGAAAAGGAACCUCUUGGUCACAGUGAAAAUGGCAAGGCAGUGUACCUGCAGGACAUUUGGCCUCAACGUACCGAAAUCCAUUCAGUUGAGCAAGAACACGUGAUACCAGCCAUGUUCAAGGAAGUUUAUUCCAGAAUUACAACAGGAAAUGAUCGCUGGAAUAAAUUGGAGGCUCCUGAGGGAAUGCUCUACCCAUGGGACUCAAAGUCUACAUACAUCAAGAGGCCCCCAUUCUUUGACGGCAUGACGAAGGAAUUAUCACCCAUUAAAAGUAUUAAGGAUGCACAUGUUCUCCUUAAUCUUGGAGAUUCUGUAACCACAGACCAUAUAUCACCAGCUGGCUCUAUUGCUCGUAAUUCUGCUGCAGCACGUUACCUGGCGUCUCGUGGUUUGACACCCCGGGAAUUUAACUCGUAUGGUUCACGGAGAGGCAAUGAUGCCGUGAUGGCUCGUGGCACAUUCGCAAACAUCAGACUUGUGAAUAAGUUUGUCGGAAAGUCUGGACCAUACACUAUUCACAUGUCAUCUGGAGAAGAGCUUGAAGUGUUUGAUGCUGCGGAACGUUACCGGGAGGAAAAUCGUCCCGUCAUAAUCCUGGCAGGGAAAGAAUAUGGCUCUGGAUCAUCCAGAGAUUGGGCUGCUAAAGGGCCAUUCCUAUUGGGUGUUCGUGCGGUAAUAGCAGAGUCCUAUGAGCGCAUCCACCGCAGCAACCUUGUUGGAAUGGGCAUUAUCCCUAUGCAGUUCUUGGAGGGUCAGACUGCUGAGUCUCUAGGAAUCACUGGGAAAGAAACUUUCAAUAUUGAUCUUCCAGAAGAAUUGAAGACAGGGAUGAUAAUUCCUGUACAGGUCAACAAUGGUAAUUCAUUUGAAGCUAUCUUACGAUUUGACACUGAAGUGGAGCUGACUUACUUCCGUCAUGGUGGCAUCCUCAACUAUAUGAUUCGUAAAAUGAUUCAGUGAACAGAAUAACAUUACAGUACUAGCUUGAAUUUAAAAACAAUUGAAAUGGUGAUAUACCAGUAGAGUUAAAAUGAUUGAAUUUGUUGUUUUUGCAGAGUUAGUUAUCUGUACAUAUAUUCUAUUGAAAUAGAUGACAAUAUUUUUAUCACAUUAUUAUUGCACUUUGCAAAUUAUACGAUGACAUUACCAGAGUAAGAAUAGAUGGAUUUGUUCCAAUUAACAGUGAUACCAUUGAACGGGUCUCUUCUCUUACUAGUUUGUCAUAGUAUACUAGUAUUGUUAUUAGGGUUAUACCCUAACUUUGUGCUUUGUUUUAAUAUAUUUUGUCUUGUUGGCAGGUCAGUACAUAUUUUUUUUUUUUUUAUAAUGAGUAUGGGAUUGUGAUUAAUUAUAUGUAUGAAUUGGCAAGAUUUCUCUAUUUGUGGAAACUUGCAAAAAAUAAUAACUAAAUACUGUAUCUGCAUAAUGUGAUAGAUAUUAUAUUUAAGUGUAUAGCUACCAUGAACUCAUAGAAUACAUUACAUAUACAGAAA
Procambarus clarkii (red swamp crayfish) is the source of this 4200-nucleotide messenger RNA. RefSeq names its product cytoplasmic aconitate hydratase. NCBI's taxonomy places the organism in Eukaryota, Metazoa, Arthropoda, Malacostraca, Decapoda, Cambaridae. Gene Ontology annotation, biological process: tricarboxylic acid cycle; citrate metabolic process. The record is from RefSeq and is a predicted model, not a curated record. Gene Ontology annotation, molecular function: 4 iron, 4 sulfur cluster binding; iron-responsive element binding; aconitate hydratase activity. Gene Ontology annotation, cellular component: mitochondrion; cytosol.